CUUAUCAGAUCAAUCGGACUUUUAUCCUUCGAUCUGUGUGUGAAAGAAAUAAAUAAUAUGGCACCAUCUAUGGCAACAUCGUUUUCUUCCAGCAAAAAUGUCAGCCGACGAUGAAGAAGCCAACCUAAUUACUGAACAGAGACAAACACCUUCAAAGUCGGAACAAUGCAAGACCGUACUGAUUUGGAUUUGGCGAGUGAUUAUUUUUGCCAUUACGGGUUCUUCCAGUGUGGCCGUUACCAGAUCAAUUAUGCAACACAUUCUCGGAAUGACCUCGCCAGAUAAUUGGGUAUAUUAUGCAUUGUUCUUUGUAUUGGAACUGAUAGUUUACACGGUCAUGAUUGUUGUCAUUGGAUCUUGUCUCGGCCAAUGGCGGUUUUUCUGUCUCGUUGCUUGUAGGAUGUGGGGUUGGCUGCUGCCUGCGCAAAUUCGAGAAACGCUUCUUAUUCGACUUCAAUCAGAUUAAAGACAGCUUUGAAAGGCAUAUCUCACGUCGCUUUUGGUUAAUUUCGGCAAUCUCCUCCUUUCCCUAAAACCCACCACUAUUUGUAGAUCCUAUAUUCCUUCUUUCCUCUUUUUCGUUACCCGCGACAAAAUGUUUAUACCGUAUCAUUCUUUCUUUCAUCUAUUUGUUGGGCUUCAGCAGUAGUCGAAGGAUUAAAAAAAAAGACGCGUACUGAGCACGUUGCUUAAAGAUUCUUAGUGAUUGGUAUACGCGCGCGCUGUUCUACGCGUAUGCGUGCAAUAACUAAAGUACGUGGUCAGAUAUCAUACGUGCGCCUUUGAAGUUCAUUUUUAAUUUGGAAGAACAAUCGGUGGUAUAGUAUACCACUUUCUCGCUUAGUAUAUG
This is a messenger RNA of Zychaea mexicana, 850 nucleotides long. RefSeq lists its product as uncharacterized. The transcript has 2 exons. The record is from RefSeq and is a predicted model, not a curated record. NCBI's taxonomy places the organism in Eukaryota, Fungi, Mucoromycota, Mucoromycetes, Mucorales, Lichtheimiaceae. The coding region runs from base 98 to 466 and encodes 122 amino acids.